CUUCUCCAUAUUCCUUUCAAAAACUUAUAUCAGUGGGGUAAUACGAGAGAAAGCUGAAUAUAUUGGAAUUACAUCAGCUAGGUAUGGGUAAUUGCUUGUCAGACUGGAUUGCUAAUAGACACAUAAAUAAAUUGAAAAUGUGUGGAGCAAGUUUAAACAAAGUGGCAUUGACAGUGUGUCUUUUCAUAGGGACCAUACUGAUCAUUGUUUCAGAAAUCUUUGAAUUAAAACCACUGCACAAAAUAAAAGACUGGAAUAUACAAACUGAAUUGGCCAAACUCAAUCUAGCUGAGUUGUCAACAAUGAAGGUCCUCAAAGAAAGACGUCAACAUUUGGAGAAAAUGUGUGCCUUACACCCGGAAAUUUCAAAGCAAAAUACACCUGGUGGUUCUGUUAUGGUUGGAAAACAUUUCCCUUUUGUAUAUUGCAACAUCCAAAAGGUGGGUAGUAGCACUUUCAAAAGAAUUCUAUAUAGCCUUGAAAAAAACAUAUCCAAUCCUUACAAAAUGCGGGCAAUAGAAGCACAUCUUCAUGGCGGUGUGAGAACAUAUAUUGUAAAACAAAAUAACAUAGAUGCAAAAAUGUUGAACAAAAUAGAGAAUUAUACUAAAGUUGUAAUUGUACGAGAUCCAAUUAAUCGGCUUAUAUCUGCAUAUUGGGACAAAAUGUACAGCAUCAAUCCAAGUUUUUGGUGUAGAAGGAACAUAGCAGGUAUGAUAUUCAACCUCUAUAGACGUGGUAAAGUGUCAACUGAUGACACAUCAACAGUUAACUCCUUUAAUGAAAGUGGUGACACAUCAACUAACAAUGACACAUCAGUACCCAACUGCAUAUGUGAUAUAUCAUUUAAAGAAUUUAUAGGAUAUAUCAUACAACAGGAUAACAAACAUAUUAACCUUAACAAACACUGGCGCCCCCUUUACAAAAACUGUAACCCAUGCAAGGACAUGAAAUAUGAUGUCAUAGCACAUUUAGAAACUUUCAAUGAAGACACAAAUUUUUUCUUAAAGAAGAUAAGUGGAACUAAUCAACAACAUGAUGAACACGAUAGUGAUGUCAUAACACGGGAGGUUGACAUUCUUCUCAGGGGGUACUCAAUGCCUCAAACGAAAAGCAUGUGUGGAUACAGUAUGCAGGAUUUAAUAGUGAGGGCCUUCCAAGGCCUUGUUGCUAGGGGCUACAUAAGUCAAGGGGCAAUGCUACCAGCCCUGAAUCCGGACCCAAAGUUCUACACCAGAGAAAGAUUAUAUGCACUUUUCCUAAAACUUUAUCAAACAUCAAAUGGAUAUAGAAUUAGCAAAGCAGAACUAAGGAGAAACAUGUUAAAACAACUGCCUAGUGAUAUGAUCGAGAAAAUUUAUGAUAUAUACAAAUAUGAUUUUGAACUCUUUGGUUAUGAAUAU
Molecule: messenger RNA, 1403 nt
Organism: Owenia fusiformis
Lineage: Eukaryota; Metazoa; Annelida; Polychaeta; Sabellida; Oweniidae
Source: the annotation of a GenBank genome assembly